Messenger RNA from Alternaria rosae, 1989 nucleotides. RefSeq lists its product as uncharacterized. The record is from RefSeq and is a predicted model, not a curated record. The transcript has 3 exons. The coding region runs from base 265 to 1989 and encodes 574 amino acids. NCBI's taxonomy places the organism in Eukaryota, Fungi, Ascomycota, Dothideomycetes, Pleosporales, Pleosporaceae.
GGCCGAUAAACGGACUCAUUCACUAUGUCGUUCUCUUCGGAUAGAAGCUUUGACCAUCACUGGAACCCGCUACACUGUUCUUUACACCUUUCACAAGGGUCUAGAGACGACUUGUGACCGUUUCAUACCAGGAGACUAGCUUCUCUGUCACUCUGGUCGAUUCUCCACUGGCUUUAUACCCCGCUUCUCAUUCGUUGCCUUCCAAGUUCAUACCCGCUGCUCGAAUCUAUCAACUGUAACGAUCCCCCACUCAGUACCGUCAGGAUGCCUCCAAAGCGAACGGGAGAAGCCGUUACUACCCCAAAGCCCGCGAAGAAAGUCAAGACCGGCGGCACUCCUACACGCACAUCCCCGCGAAAUAAGACGAGCGGCAGUGAGACACCACCUGCAAAUAGUACCGUCAGGAAGCCGAGGAAGCCGGCGCAUCCCGGAUCAAAAGCAGUGAAGGCUCCAGACGCAGACGCCGACUUCGAGUGGGGGAUUAUGGACGGCGACAAGCGCGAGACGCUCGUCGUCGGUGACGUUCAACCAAGUCGACUGACGCUCAAGUUUCACCACAGACAUGACAAUGACCAGAAGAAUCGAUCCUUCACGUACGACAGGAGACCUGAGGCAGACAUCGAUUGGGACCUCAAGGAACAUGUUGCGGACAUCAACAAGUGGCGCAAUCAAAUCUUCGUCCAAAGCAUGAAGUUCCCUCCCAAGGUCACCCACACACCAUGGGCCCCGUUCGAGACCGGCUAUCUUGAGCUGUUUCACGAGAAGCUUCUGGAAGCUGCCACUGGAAAGACGGACGCCUUUGUAGCGCCACACAAUGAGAUUAUAUUCAAAGCGUUCAACGAAUACUUCGAGGGACGCACUGACAUUCGGGACAAGAACGACAAACUCACGCCCAAGCUCAAGAAGAGCAAAGCGGAUGAUGUUUGGAUGCCCACCAUCACCGACGACGAGAUCGAACAGUACAUCCGAGGAGAUUGGAAGCCGGUUGUCGAUACUGCUACCGCUACUGAUGAUGGUGACGGUGAAGAAGAGGAUGAAGAUCAAGCUGAGGAAGAAGACGAAGGUGAUGACUCCGACACUUCUACUUUAUCCACACCACCUGACACAGACGAAGAACGUGAAAGCCUGGAGAUCUUUGAGCGAGACCGACACGCUAUUCGUCGGCUAGUCACUCUUAAGCUUCCAGCCAGCAACGCGCCGGGAAGCAAACUUACAGGAAACAAACGUCCAACCAUCAAGCCCACAUCAGACACGCGAGGUACUAUUAAGGUCGCUCCAGGCAGGAAAAGUACCAAGCAGCAAUCCUCGUCCCAGAAGCCGAUGACUGACCCACGAAAAGGGACGGAAGCGCCCGAACCAAAGGGAAAGCCGCGUUGGGUUAAGCCCGCUGAGCAGAAGGUCAUGCCAGAUCCCCCAGAAGUUCUGGCAGCCGCGAAGGAUGCGGGCUGGAAGUGGUCGUCCAUGCCCGAUACAGAUGAAGAAGCAGUCAGCCUCCAGCGAGCUUCCAAGCCCGCAGACUCAGUCGACACUACGUGGAACCAUCAAGCGGUCAAGGAUCUUGAUAAGCGCAUCAAGAAGAGCGAAAAGUAUACUUUUGGCCACGAGUUCUUCAACAACGACUUAAAAGAGGACCCUUUUGUAAAGAAGAAGAAUGCUCGACGGGAGUUUGAAGAUUGGCAUGAGGGUCACGCUCGCGAGGAUGGUGCAGCCGCAGUCACUGCGAUGCUUAAUACUGCAGAUAUUCCGCCCGUUGGGUAUAUGGGUGAUAUCCACGAUCUUGUCACAAAGAAACAGUUACCAGAGGACGAGCUUGUGCUAGCUGAGUCCCGCGCGGCUGCCAUCAAGAAGAAGAACGCGCUGAUCAAGAGGAAAUAUAGUCCUAAGAAGGGUCAACCGGUGCAAAGGGAUGUCAUGGAUGACUCUGAGUCUACGGGCGAUGAGUCUGUUGAUGACGAGGAUGAGCCAUCGGAUGACGGGGAGGACGCUUGA